Molecule: messenger RNA, 585 nt
Organism: Sabethes cyaneus
Lineage: Eukaryota; Metazoa; Arthropoda; Insecta; Diptera; Culicidae
Exons: 1
Coding region: 1-585 (194 amino acids)
Cellular component (GO): nucleosome
Molecular function (GO): DNA binding; protein heterodimerization activity; structural constituent of chromatin
Source: RefSeq, a predicted model, not a curated record
AUGAUGGGAAAGGAAAUCGUUGCGGUUUCAAAUGAUAAGCCAUUGGACAUCUUAUGUAGUGAACCUGUUCCAGUGCUAUCGUCUUCGGAGGCAACAAACAGCAGUACUUCAACGGUUCUCGCUAGCCAAUCGCUACAAAUGUCGGAUCAUAGUGAGCAAUUCAACAAAGAGUCUUCAGUAGUUACCGACCCAUCCACUGACACUGUUUCCCUGCGUCUUUCGGAAGAACAGUCCGCUUCAAUCAACAGCGGCCGACAGAGUAUACCUAGAAGAAAAUCUUCCGCACCGAAGAAAACGCCAAACUCCAAAGUAAUAGUCGAGAUCGCCAAACUGCAGUCCUGUACGUCGCUGGUUAUUCCUAAGCUUACUUUUGCCCGUGUCAUACGGGAAGUUCUGAUGGACUACGUCGGUAAAGGGUUUCGCAUCACUGCGGACGCACUGCUGUGUUUUCAAGAAUCGGCGGAAAUCUUCACCGUACAACUGAUGGAGGACGCCUACCGUUGCACAAUACAUCGUGAUAGAAACACACUGAUGCCGAAGGAUAUGCAGCUGGCGAUGCUGUUUCGCUUCAGAAAAGGCGAUUGA